Closterium sp. NIES-65 is the source of this 1443-nucleotide messenger RNA. NCBI's taxonomy places the organism in Eukaryota, Viridiplantae, Streptophyta, Zygnematophyceae, Desmidiales, Closteriaceae. The record is from the annotation of a GenBank genome assembly.
AUGCGGCGCGACUUGUGCGCACACGCAACCGGAGAUCUCAUUCAGCAGUUGGAAGCGCUGGGGAUCGAAAUUCCCCCGCAGGACGCAGGCAGGGUAACAGAGGGGGGGGCAGUGGUGCGGGAGAGGAACGCUGGUAUGGAAGAUGUGAGGCAAGCACCGGUCAGUCAAGCCGGGGAUGACGCACGGGAAACGGCGAUGAUGAGGGAAAUGGCGACUAUGAAGAACGAUGUGAUGUUCCUGGACGCGAGCUUCACCGUCAUAGCCAGUUUUGUGGGAUUGAGGCACGAGGAGGUGGUGUCCGCUGCAACCCAACUACUGAUGCAAGGCAACCCCGUGAGAUCCGGCGCGAAAGCAGAGGCAGGUGGCACCAAGAAUGCCCCACACACUCCACAGCGUCCAUCCGGUCGCAAGAGGCGUGAUGACAGCAGUCCAGAGGAGGAUGUCGUACGCAAUGCCACCCGUGUUGCGCUGGCCUCCUUGUUCGCUGCAUGUGAUCCGACAGCGCGCUUGUUGCAAAACCCGCUGCUGUCAGGAGGGACCAUACCUCACUGGAUGUUCACCCGCGGGAGACCGCUGCUCGGGGUGACGGUGCCGGCUGGAGCUGAUGCGUGGGGAGAUACGAGCGGCCACGAGACGGUGAAGGCAGAAGAAGAAGAGGAUCUCAUGUCAGACACGGAGGACGAAGAGGAUGGUGACGACACGUGUGCAACGAAGUACACAGGAGUCAAGUUGGAGAAAGCAUCAGGCAAGUUCGGCGUGAAGAUCCUGAUCAAGGAAGGAGGAAAGCGUAGGCAACAGCGGCUGGGUGCGUACACAUCGGAGGAGGAGGCGGCGUUUGCGUACGCCGCAGGUGCGUUUGUCCUGAGGCCACGAGACAAGAUACCCAACACGGCCAGUCUGUCAGCCGCAGAGAAGGCGAUGCUGCGUGGAUGCACCAAGGAAGAUCUGCAGCUCCUGCGUAAGCGUGGCGAGACAUGGAGCGGCGGGUCGGACGAUGAUGGAGAGGACGACGAGGAAGAUACGCAUGAAACUCUAGUGCUGACCAGCUGGGCGCACGACAAGGAUGGCGUGCCUUUUGCCUCCCGAGCGUUCGCGACAUGUGCGAAGGCUGCCUUCAAGCCGAAGAAGGCAGGGCUGGUGAUGACCCUUAAGGUCUCCGACUGCGUCCUCUACUGGGAGGCGCGGAAAGGCCGGCUCUCCAACUCGGCGGGCGGGAACGCCCACGUUGUGGAUGUGCUCAAGUUCCUGGUCAAGGAGGCCGUGGAGAGGGCGAUCUGUAUCCGCAACCCCGAGUAUGACGCGGAGCGCGAGGCGUGGAUUUGGGGGCGCCAUGGCCUGCGCAUCUCUGCGUGCGGCCUGGAGCACAUGAAGCCCGCGGCCGCCGCCCAGUCCGAAGGCAUCGUAGGGGAUGACGACCUUUUGGCGUCACUUGGUGCUGAGUAG